AUGGCUCCUAACAUAACCUCAGUUCCCACCGGGGUAUUGUCUGAACAGGAUGACGAAGUCUCCAUGCCGGAAGUUCCACCGGAAGUAAGUCAACCGGACAACCGUAAAUUGGAACUUGUGUGGAGGAAUAUAAUCUUAUUUGCCUAUUUCCAUGCUGUUGCUCUUUAUGGCGUUUACUUAAUGUUGGUAUCGGCAAAAUUAGCCACAACUGUGUUUGGUUUCUUUUUGUACCAAUGCGGUGGUUUGGGGGUUACAGCAGGUGCUCACAGACUUUGGGCUCAUCGUUCAUAUAAAGCUAAAUGGCCAUUAAAAUUAAUUCUCACUCUUUUUAAUUCAUUAGCUUUUGAAAACUCUGUUAUUGAGUGGUCACGCGACCACAGAGUCCACCACAAAUUUAGUGAAACCGAUGCAGACCCUCACAAUGCAAAGCGUGGAUUCUUUUUUUCUCAUAUUGGAUGGCUCUUAUGCAAAAAGCAUCCAGAAGUAAAGAAUAAAGGCAAAGGUUUAGAUAUUUCAGACUUAUACGCCGACCCUAUUUUGUUCGCCCAGGAUAAAUAUUAUCUUAUUGUAAUGCCUCUGUGUUGCUUUAUAUUGCCUGUAAUGAUUCCCAUGUACUUUUGGAAUGAAACUUUUAUUAAUUCCUUCUCUUUAAACAUGUUGAGAUACAUUAUAACAUUGAAUGCCACUUGGUUGGUUAAUUCUGCUGCCCAUUUGUACGGACACAAACCUUAUGACAAAUAUAUUAAUCCAGCUGAAAAUAAGAUGGUUUCUAUUUUUGCUCUUGGUGAAGGAUGGCACAACUAUCACCACACCUUUCCAUGGGACUACAAAACUUCUGAAUUGGGUAAAUACAGUACAAACUUCUCUGCAGCUUUUAUAGACUUUUUUGCCAAAAUCGGUUGGGCUUACGAUUUAAAAACUGUUUCUCCUGAAAUGAUCAAGAAGCGUGUACAAAGAACUGGUGAUGGUUCACAUGAAAUUUGGGGAUGGGGUGACAAGGACCAAUCCAAGGAAGACUAUAGAGAUGCUACCAUAAUGUACAAAAAGAAUUACUGA
Molecule: messenger RNA, 1056 nt
Organism: Brassicogethes aeneus
Lineage: Eukaryota; Metazoa; Arthropoda; Insecta; Coleoptera; Nitidulidae
Source: the annotation of a GenBank genome assembly